Messenger RNA from Colletotrichum destructivum, 1611 nucleotides. Its product is annotated as Putative amino acid/polyamine transporter I, amino acid permease. The transcript has 5 exons. Gene Ontology annotation, molecular function: transmembrane transporter activity. Gene Ontology annotation, biological process: amino acid transport; transmembrane transport. Gene Ontology annotation, cellular component: membrane. The record is from RefSeq and is a predicted model, not a curated record. The coding region runs from base 1 to 1611 and encodes 536 amino acids. Lineage: Eukaryota; Fungi; Ascomycota; Sordariomycetes; Glomerellales; Glomerellaceae.
AUGGACAACGACAUGAAGAAAGACGCCGCGGCACUCGAAAGGACCGGCUCCCAGACGGGGGCCCUCAACGGCAACGGCAACGGCAACGGCAACGGGAAUGGCGACGACGACUACCGGCUGGCCCAGCUCGGGCACGCGCAGGAGUUGAAGAGACAGUUCUCCCUGCCGGCCCUCGGGGCGCUCUGUCUCUGCCUCAUGGCAACCUGGGAGGCUCUGUCGACCGUCAUCGCGCCGGCCCUGCUGAGCGGCGGCGCGCCUUGCCUGUUUUAUAAUCUCAUAGCCUCCACCAUAUGCACCGUCUGCAUCGCUUCCUCGCUCGGGGAGAUUGCUUCGAUAUACCCGACUGCCGGAGGCCAAUACCACUGGGUCGCAGCCCUCUCCCCGCCGUCGACCCGGUCCGCCGCCGCCUUCACCACCGGCUGGGUCUCCGUCGGCGGCCAGGUCGUCCUGACCUCCUCCGCCGCCUUCGCCGCCGGCCUCCAGGCCCAGGCCCUCAUCGUCCUCAACAACGACGGCUCCUACGCCCCGGCCCGCUGGCAGGGCAUGCUCUUCUACUGGGCCGUCCUCGCCUACGGCAUGGCCAUGAACAUCUGGGGCCACAGGCUGCUGCCCUCCGCCAACCUGAUCGCCGGAGUCCUCCACGUUGUCGGGUUCCUCGCCAUCCUCAUCGUGCUGGGCGUCAUGGCCCCCAAAAACAGCGCCUCCUUCGUCUUCACCGAGUUCGUCAACUCCAGCGGCUGGGAGAGCGACGGCGUCUCGUGGCUCGUCGGGCUCAUCAGCGCAGUCUACCCCUUUCUCGGCUACGACGCCGCCUGCCACCUCGCCGAGGAGCUCCCCAACGCAAGCCGUAACGUGCCCCUCGCCAUGGUCGGCAGCGUCGCCAUCAACGGCCUCAUGGGCCUCGUCUACGGCACCGUCCUCCUCUUCUCCACGGGGCCCCUCGACGCCCUCCUCGCCACCCCGACCGGCUUCCCCUUCAUGCAGAUCUUCACCGACGCCACCCGCUCCCUCCCGGCCGCCACCCUCCUGUCCCUCCUCAUCGUCCUCACCGCCGUCGCCGCCACCGUCGCCGGCAUCACCUCCACCUCGCGCACCCUCUGGGCCUUCGCCCGCGACAGGGCCACCCCCUACGACCGCCACCUCGGCCGCGUCGACGCCCGCCAGCAGAUCCCCGUCCACGCCGUCGUCCUCGUCACCGUCCUGCAGAUGCUGCUCGGCUUCAUCUACCUCGGCAACACGACCGCCUUCAACGCCAUCCUGUCCAUGGCCAUCAUCGGCAUGUACUCGAGCUACAUCGCCCCGAUCGCCUACAUGAUGGCCUACGGCCGCAGGACCCUGAAGCCGUCCGACUAUGGGCCCUUCAGGCUCGGCCCCGUGCUCGGCCCCGUCCUGAACGCCGUCAGCCUCGUCUGGAUGGUCGUCGUCAUCGUCUUCAGCACCUUCCCCUCGGCCAUGCCCGUCACGCCGCAGACUAUGAACUACUCCGUCGUCGUCAUGGCGGGAUGGCUUCUUUUUGGCGUCGUCUACUACGUGUCCUUUGGCAGGCACAAGUUCGAGGUGCCAUCCGUCAGCAACGUCGUGACCGGUAUCUCCGUCUCCGCGGAUGUUUGA